CCAGCUUUUUAAUUUAUCAAAUUCCUAGCUUCCGAGUCCUAGGCCCUAGCUCGUAGCUUCUUAAUUGGCAAGUCACAUAUAGUAAGUAGUAAGUUAGCGCUUCCUUCCCCUAGUUCCCUCUCCUGCCUCACAACUUGAUGGGUCUCUAUCUGUCUUUCUUCUCACUAAUUUUCCAUUCCAUCCUGCUUCAGCUGAUUGCUUAUUUCAUCUGCUUGCUUGUGCAUUGGGACGGUUGUUUCAACACUCUGCUGGUCCUAUCGUACAAAUUAAUCGAUUUAGAGGCAAGCUUCAGGAGUACAGUGAUAUCUCAACAGUACACAAAUUCUGGUGCUACCUGUGACGCAUCAAUUAUACCACAGACUCUGCAUUCUGACCCUGCUUUGUUUGACCAAUGAUGGUAGCCGCAUCCAGGUUUCCUUUUUGGCUGUAAGCAGAGCCUUCAGUUUUUAGAUUCGUGCUCAAACGG
Messenger RNA from Mollisia scopiformis, 466 nucleotides. RefSeq lists its product as uncharacterized. Bases 138 to 395 code for a protein of 85 amino acids. Lineage: Eukaryota; Fungi; Ascomycota; Leotiomycetes; Helotiales; Mollisiaceae. The record is from RefSeq and is a predicted model, not a curated record. The transcript has a single exon.